Aspergillus melleus is the source of this 1446-nucleotide messenger RNA. RefSeq names its product putative endosomal sorting complex protein TSG101 (gene STP22). The record is from RefSeq and is a predicted model, not a curated record. NCBI's taxonomy places the organism in Eukaryota, Fungi, Ascomycota, Eurotiomycetes, Eurotiales, Aspergillaceae. The transcript has a single exon. Gene Ontology annotation, cellular component: ESCRT I complex. Gene Ontology annotation, molecular function: ubiquitin binding. Bases 1 to 1446 code for a protein of 481 amino acids. Gene Ontology annotation, biological process: endosome to lysosome transport.
AUGGAUCAUACUGGGUGUGGCCAGACCACUGACGCAUCAUCGCAGAGAUCAUCGCUAGUCGACCUCGUCUCAAUACUCCGAGAGGUGUUCGCCAAGGAGCCGCCCGUCCAGUAUAAGCAGCAACAGCAGAUACCCCAGCGACCUCAACAGCCACAACAAGUGCAAGCGCCGCCGCCUCGUCCUCCUCUUCCUCCAGAGCUUGGACCUCCAGCACAUGCGUCUCCGACGACGCCGAGCGUACCUUCACCCCAGCCAGCAGCUCAGGCACCUCCUCCGCCUCCCCCGAAACCGGGCCAAGUAGUCAGUCCCGAGCAGCAGCAGCGAAGCACCCCCACAUGGCAGAAAAACACCCCUCCCCCGAUCCCUCCACUUCCACCAAAGGAGCAGGAUCUCCGAAGAAUAUCGGUUCAUCAGCAUGCGGGUGUUGGCAGUCCCGGGAGUGGCCAUCCGCAGUAUGUUCCUGAGCGAGGUGGAGCACCAGAAGGACCGGCGAGUCCAUAUCAUUAUCAUCCUCAACACCAGGCUCCCGUGACGCAGCCAAUGCCGGCGCAUACGCAAGGUCCAGCUCAUCCUCCACUUGGCAAUGGUAUGGCCGCACAUCCUCUAUCUCAGAGUUUGCCACCUAGAGCGCAUCCGCAACCGCCGCAUAUCCCACCUCAGCAGGCUUCGCCUCAUCAUGCGACAUAUCAACAGGCAGGCGCACAGUAUCAGCAUCCACUGCCGCAUCCAGCUGCUGCGCAUCCUUCCCCUCGCGCGCUCCACCAUACCAUCCCCGUUCCGCAACCUGCAGCGCAGCCGAAAAAAGAAACCCCCGACCUCCUUACUUCACCCUUCGAACUCGAACUCCCCUCGAUUGCGCCCACCGGCCCGGCGCCCCCGAUCCCUCCGAAUCCCGAAAAAGACGCUCUCCUCCAAGCCGUGUCCAAGACUCUAGCCGAAACCCUCCAGACCAAUGUCGCCCAGUCCGAAACCGCCGCUCACUCCCUUCUUUCGCAAUCGCAAUCCCUGCAUGCCGCCGUCGCCACCCUGCAAGGCGAGAUCUCCUCGCUGAACAAGUUCAACGCAACCUUGCAGUCCAACUCCUCCGUCCUGCAGCAGUCUCUCCACCGAGCCGACGCCGUCAUCGCCGACGCCCAGACCCGUAUCUCCUCGUCCACCGCGCCGGCGCAAUCCAGCUCCGACCCCACCCCCUCCGGACUCCCUCCCAUCGACGAAGUCCUCGUCGCCCCUACCGUCGUCGGCAAACAACUCUACGACCUCGUCGCCGAAGAGCGCGGCAUCCAACAGGCCAUCUACGCUCUCCAAUCCGCCCUCGUAAAGGGCGUCAUCGGCGUGGAGACUUGGUCGCGACAUACGCGCGGUCUCGCGCGCGAAGCGUUCUUGAAACGCGCCUUGAUUCGGAAAAUCGGUAAUGGUAUGGGUCUGGAAGAUCAUCCUCACCCUUAG